AUGCAGAACCAUCACCUGAAGGAGCACUUGUAUAAAAUCCUGGUGAUCGGGGAUCUGGGUGUGGGGAAAACCAGCAUCAUCAAGCGCUACGUGCACCAGAACUUCUCAGCGAACUACCGCGCGACCAUCGGCGUGGAUUUCGCGCUCAAAGUUCUCAACCUUGAACAGGAGACCGUUAGACUGCAACUCUGGGACAUCGCCGGCCAGGAGCGUUUCGGGAACAUGACGCGGGUGUAUUACCGAGAGGCCAUGGGAGCCUUCAUUGUUUUCGACGUCACACGGCCGUCAACAUUCGAGGCCGUGGCCAAGUGGAAGGAGGAUCUGGAUGCCAAGUUGAGUUUAUCCAACGGCAAACACGUGGUGGCCGUAUUGCUCGCCAACAAGUGCGAUCAGGGCAGAGACGUUCUCACCAACAAUGGCAUCAAGAUGGAGCAGUUCUGCCAGGAGAACGGCUUCGUGGGAUGGUUUGAAACUUCAGCCAAGGAGAACAUUAAUAUAGAUGAGGCCGCACAUUGUCUUGUGAAGCACAUUAUAGCUAAUGAGAAUGAUCUGCUGCAGUCCGAGGUUGUAGACACCAUCUCGCCGCAGCAGGAGUCCAGCCGAGGAGGAACCUGCUCGUCGUGUUUCAGAUCCUGAAGAAGAUCUCCAGAUACUCUCUGAGGAGCGCCUCUCCAUUCAACCUCAUCCUGG
Messenger RNA from Carassius auratus (goldfish), 690 nucleotides. RefSeq names its product ras-related protein Rab-38-like. The record is from RefSeq and is a predicted model, not a curated record. The transcript is spliced from 3 exons. Gene Ontology annotation, molecular function: GTPase activity; GTP binding. Gene Ontology annotation, biological process: phagosome-lysosome fusion; endosome to lysosome transport. Bases 1 to 636 code for a protein of 211 amino acids. Gene Ontology annotation, cellular component: lysosome; phagocytic vesicle; trans-Golgi network. NCBI's taxonomy places the organism in Eukaryota, Metazoa, Chordata, Actinopteri, Cypriniformes, Cyprinidae.